AUGUGUCUAGCCCCACACUGGGCCCUACCCUCCACCUGGAGCUUCCUGUUUAAUCUCCAGGGCCUCGGGGUCCCUCUCCCCGACCCCCACGACACACGGGAGGACUCGCGGGCACUCACCGGCCGGGCUACGGGGCGGAGCGCGGGUCUAUCGGCGGCGGGAGCCUCGUCCGGCAGCGCGCACAGUACCGACCCGCACUCCCUGCCCGGCCGGCCCGGCCCCUCGCGCCGGAAGAACAAGCAGACCUACAGCACUGAGCCCAACAACCUGAAGGCUUGCAACUCGUUCCGCUACAACGGGCUGAUUCACCGCAAGACCGGGGGCGUGGAGCCGGCGGCAGACGGUAAAGGCGUGCUGGUGGUCAUGAAGCGGAGAUCCGGCCAGCGGAAACCCGCCAUCUUCUACGUUCGAACCACCAUUAACAAGAAUGCCUGGGCCACCCUCAGCAGCAUCCGGCACGUGAUCCGCAAGAACAAGUACCGCCCAGAUCUGCGCAUGGCUGCCAUUCGCAGAGCCAGCACCAUCCUGCACAGCCAGAAGCCUGUGAUGGUGAAGAGGAAGCGGGCCCGCCCCACCAAGAGCUCCUGA
This is a messenger RNA of Odobenus rosmarus divergens (Pacific walrus), 588 nucleotides long. RefSeq names its product 60S ribosomal protein L28-like. Bases 1 to 588 code for a protein of 195 amino acids. The record is from RefSeq and is a predicted model, not a curated record. Lineage: Eukaryota; Metazoa; Chordata; Mammalia; Carnivora; Odobenidae. The transcript is spliced from 3 exons.